GGGCGACCGCAAGGCAUGCUGGGAUUGGGCCGCCGCAAGGCAUGCUGGGAUUGGGCGGCCGCAAGGCAUGCCGGGAUUGGGGGGGCCGUCGCAGGGUGGGACUGUCGCUAUGUCUGUGCACGGAUCGAGCGGGACUCGAUCGUCGCCGCGGCUCCACUCAGGACAUCCCGCGGUUCUGUGACACGGCACCAGCAGGACACGAGGCUGCCACGAGCCCCGGGACUGCUGGUGCUGCCCGGGCUGGGGCUGAACGUGCCGGGCCACACCAAGGUCGGGUCUCGUCUGUCGCGACAGCGCCGGGGGCGCCUGCAGAACUGCCGGGGACGAUGCGGCUCGGCCAGCGGCUGGCGCUGCCUGCACACCUCUCCCGCCGCCGCUCGGCACUCGGCUGCGCGCCCUGGCGCCCGCUGCAGACCUCGUUCACUUCCGGUGCAAUUUCCGGUUCCGCGCGGGGCCGCCAUGGCCGGGAGCCGCGCGCAGAAGAUCGGGAGCGUGUUCAGCCGGACGCGGAACCUGGUGCGCCUCGGGCUGCUGGAGAAGCCGCUGUGGCUGGACGUGUACGCCGCGUUCCCGCCGCUGCGGGAGCCCGUGUACCGAGUGCCGCGACCGCGCUACGGCAGCGCCCGCGACCCCAUCGCUCCCAUCUUCUACCGGGAGGACGCCGUGCGAGCGAGGUUUUACCAAGUUUAUGGCAAUGGCCCCAGACCUUUCGACCUGACACAGUUAAACUUCAAAUCUACUUGCCAGAGGUUUGUUGAGAAAUACAAUGAGCUGAAGGAAGAAGGGAAGAUCGAAGAGGAGAAGUUGUUUGAAGAAACAGGAAAAGCCCUUUUAGCCAGUGGGGUCAUUUUACAGAGAAGAGGAGUGGAUAAAGUGGCCCAGCAGGAGCAGCAGAGUGCUGCAUCCAGGGAUCCUGCCUUGCAGCUGCAGCUCCAAAAUGUGCUGGAGGAGCUGCAGGAGAAGAGGAAGGACAGGCAGGAGCAGCCACCAGAGCUGGCAGGGACACACAAGGAGAGUCCCCCUCCCUCCUGACAGCCCUGCUGGGCUGUGUCACCUGCCAGGAGCCAACCUCCAGCCCUCUGCUGGGACAUUUCCCUGGGGGAGCAGCAUCCUGGUGCCCUCCAUGUCACACAUGUUCCCCUCUGUCCAGCCCACAUUGAUAAAGUCACAGAUAAUCUUAUUUUUUUUUUAGGGUUCACAACUGUUUUAUGAAAUCGAGUUGGAAAACACCAAGUGUAAGAGUGGAAAAUUAAAACAUUUUCUUUAAAAACUGGAA
Molecule: messenger RNA, 1276 nt
Organism: Catharus ustulatus (Swainson's thrush)
Lineage: Eukaryota; Metazoa; Chordata; Aves; Passeriformes; Turdidae
Gene: MRPS23
Product: mitochondrial ribosomal protein S23
Exons: 5
Coding region: 16-1032 (338 amino acids)
Biological process (GO): translation
Cellular component (GO): ribosome; mitochondrion
Molecular function (GO): structural constituent of ribosome
Source: RefSeq, a predicted model, not a curated record